Molecule: messenger RNA, 1098 nt
Organism: Phyllotreta striolata
Lineage: Eukaryota; Metazoa; Arthropoda; Insecta; Coleoptera; Chrysomelidae
Source: the annotation of a GenBank genome assembly
GGGCACACAAAAUAAUUAAGAAAUGCAUGGCAUAACAUUUAGUGAACACCCUUCGUAAACUCGACGGACGUGCCUCUCAAGAUGUGAAUAUUUGUUUGUGCUCGAUUGACCGAUGACUGAUGACGGUAUUUUUUAUUAGUGUUAGUAUUAGCGUAGUCGCGAGCCCGAUUAAGCGUUUUCAUCUCGAAAAGCGUGAGCUGGCUUAGAAGAUUUUUCGAAAAAUACAGGCGAGACGCCGAAAAUGUCUCCUACAGCUGCGGUGGUUUCCCCAUCGAGCGCUUUGCCAUCUAAAAUGUCUGCGACCCGGCCGAGUGCUGGCCAGCAGGAUUAUUCCUUCAAUUCGCUAUUAACAUCGUUUCCUACUUCGAAUUGGUACCAUUACCAAAACAACGACCAGUACCAAACGAAACUUCUGAGUCCUGCAUGGAACUCCUACCCGGCUAAUCAGCAAUAUUCAUUCAAUCUGUACAGCCCCACGUACUCCAAUCACAACAUCUGCGAUCAACUGUCAGAUAUAACCGAUCAAUUUACGGAAUUGACGCUGGAAAGAAGACUAAUUAAGAUGCCUCCGCCUUCGUACUUGUGCCAUUUGUGUUUCAAAAAGGGCCACUACAUCAAGGACUGUCCGCAGGCUCGUCCCAAAGGCGAGGGGAAGACGCCCUACCAAGGGAGGAAGCGCUGCUUCGGCGAGUACAAAUGCCCCAAGUGCAAGAGAAAAUGGAUGUCUGGAAACUCUUGGGCCAAUAUGGGCCAGGAAUGUAUUAAGUGUCACAUUAACGUCUUUCCGCACAAACAGAGGCCGUUGGAAAAACCGGACGGGCUGGAUGUUUCGGAUCAAUCUAAGGUUCACCCACAGCACUUGUGCCAGAAAUGCAAAAAAUUGGGGUACUACUGCAGGCGGGAGCAAUAGUUGUAUUUAAUUUGAUACAAGUUCGCUUCAAUUUGUUUUAUUUUUUAUAUUAAAAACGAUGUUUCUAUUUUAUUUUAUAUUUUAUUAUGUUUAAGUGUCUUACUUUAUUUUUUUAAUGAAACAUUUUUAAAAUUGCAAUCGAUAUAUAAUGUUACUUAUUUAAAAAUGUUAUCGAAAUAUUAAUGUUU